AUGGACGCGAAGCAAGAAAGAGCGCAGGUUGUUAAAUAUAUACUCAGAAGUGGCUGUAAAAACUACCUUUAUGAGUAUCUGCUCCAGCGAAAGGAGCAAGCCUCCUUUACAAAAGACAUUCAACUCAAAUAUGAUGGCUACUUAGUUAAACUAUUUAAUUUCAAGAAUGACUGUAAGCUCAGAAAGAAUGCAAAGAUCGCCUUGGAUGCGUUUGAAGAGCAUCUUCUGGUUGCUCUUAUGAUGAUCUUCUGGUUCAGACUUUAUCCAGCAAGAGCAUCUUCUGGUUGUUCUUAUGGAAAAAAAGACUCUAGAUGUGAAAAGUUAAAAGAAGAAGAAACUGCUAUUCAAACUGCCUCAUUAGGACACCUCAACAUAUGCAGAAAAACACUUACUCAUUAUGCAUAUGCACAGAAAGUAUUAACCGAAGGUGUUAAAUUACAAACUCCCCAAAAGCGAGAAAAUGAGACUGAAGGAAUUGAAUUGUCAAGUAAAAAG
This is a messenger RNA of Funneliformis caledonium, 495 nucleotides long. The record is from the annotation of a GenBank genome assembly. Lineage: Eukaryota; Fungi; Glomeromycota; Glomeromycetes; Glomerales; Glomeraceae.